Molecule: messenger RNA, 1602 nt
Organism: Paramecium sonneborni
Lineage: Eukaryota; Ciliophora; Oligohymenophorea; Peniculida; Parameciidae
Source: the annotation of a GenBank genome assembly
AUGAUGUAAUAAGAUAAAAUAAAUAUUGAUGAGAAAACAUUGCUAGAGACUAUUGAUAGAAUCUCUGCAUAAUUAGAUUUCUUUGAGUCUAAAAUGAAAUAAAAUAUGAAUGUCUUAAUUCUUGUUGGUAAUACAGGAUCAGGAAAGAGCACAAUUUUUAAUUUUCUAUAAGGGGCUAAAUUCAAAUAUGUUGUUACUGAAGAAGAAGAAUAUUUAGAUUUAGCUGAAGAGUCAUAAAUGUUUUCAGAAAUGAAUUCUGGAAUGAAAUCAGUUACUAAAGAGCCUAAAUAUUAUUAUCAUGAAGAUUAUAAUCAUUUACUUAUUGAUUUUCCAGGAUUUCAUGAUACAAAUGGUGAAAUAGAUCAACUCAUUAUUUAGAUGAUUUUCUAUAAAUUUAUUACAAAAUCUAAUGUAAAAAUUGCAUAUGUAAUUACUCAUCCAUAAAAUGAUUUUCUAGAGAGAGGACAAGCAUUAUAAUCAUUUAUUAAUACAGUUUUCAAAGAAAAGAAUUUAGAAAUCUCUAAACUUGCUCUUAUUUUGAAUAGUUAUUCUUAGAAUUAUAAAGAUGAAAAAUUAAUUUACAGUGUUUAAAAAUAAUUAAAAGAAUUACAAGAAGGAAAACAUGAAUGGAUUUCUAUUAUAAGAAGAGUUUAAAGUUAAGAAUCAUUAGAUUAAAUCUUUUCGGAAAAGAAUAGAGAAAAGCUUUGGUUAGAAUUAAUUACUGUUAAUGAAAUUAAAUUUUAACCUUAAAUUCUACCUUUUAGUGAUAAAAUUAGUACCUAUAUUACAGAGAAAAGUAAUUUAAUAUUAAAAUAAAUAUGUUAAUAAAUGGAUUUUAAUUUAACAUUAAAAUAGAAGGAUUUAAAUGACGAAUAAUUCAUUUUAUUACAAAGUCUUAUUAAUUCAAUUUAACACAUUUUAUCAUCAAUACCAGAACAUGUUGAAGAUUGGUUCAAUAAAUUCAUUAAUGUUUCAUUAGAAUUAUCAAAAACAUUUCAUUUUGAAAAUGAUAUUAAUGAAAAUAGUUAAAAUUUCCUUAAAAUUUUUAACUUUUUCUCUUUUUUCUCUGAAUUUAUUUAUGGGUAUUCUGCCUUUGAAAAACAUUGUGAUUAAGUGUAAUAGAAAUGUUCUUAUUUCUUAGAAAAUUUAUAAAAAAAAAUAGAAUUACAAAGGGCAUAUGAAGAAAGAAACAGAGAAUAAUAAAAUAGAAUUAAAGCAGAACUUUAAUUUACAAAUGAAUCAUAAAUUAGAAUUCAAAAAGAAUAAUUGUAUAAUUAGGAAUAUGAAAAUCGAAUUAAGUAUGAAUCAUAAUUAAAAAUGGAAUAAGAAUUAAGAACUAUUUUAGAAUAGGAUAAAAAAGGCAUGGAAAAAUAAUAUCAAGAAUAUUGUGAAAAAUCUUUAGAAAUUUAAUCUAAUUUGGAAAAAUUAAUUUAAAAUGAAAAAAAUGAAAAAUUCCAAGUAGAAUAAGAUCUCAAAAAACAAUUGUAAGAAUUAUAAGGUAGAUUAAAUGAGAUGGAAGAAAGAAGAAAAUAGUGGGUAGAUUUUAAAGGUAAGGUUAAAAAUGAAUUUAAGGCUGGAUUGCAUCAUUGGUUUAAAAAAUGA